AUGAAGUCAGUCAGCCAGGCUGACGUGAUAAGGUUUUUGAAGCGCAAGAUAAUAUACUGCUUCAACUUCGGCCUGCCUGAGACCCUCACUUACUAUAAUGGGUCAGUUUUCUCUAGGGGGGAAGUGUCUCAGUUUCUACAGGAGUAUGGCAUGACCGUUACCGUCUUGACGCCUUACUAUGCACAAGGUAAUGAUCUGGCCGAGGCAAGUAACAAAGUUAUCAAGGCAAAUUUGUUUAAGGUCAUCGAUGACAACCCAAGGUCUUGGGUGGAGAUGCUAUCAGAAGUUCCUUGGGCUUUCAAGACCUCAAAGAGGACAGCGACAUGGACAACCCCCUAUGUGCUAACCUUCGGUCAUGAUGCCAUUUUACCUAUGGAAGUGAUCGUAAAGUCCCUACGGGUGGCAAGGCAAUGCGAGAUGACCCCCAACCAAUAUAAAGACUCUAUGAUGGCUGAACUUGAUGAUUUGGACGAAGAGCGUUUGUUGGCCCUCGACUGGGUUAAGGCUCAAAAGGUCAAAGUGGCUAAGGCCUAUAACAAAAUGGUUAGGCCUAAGGUGUUUGCUGAGUCAGAUUUGGUUUUGAAAGCUGUGUUACCAAUUGGGCACAAGGAUCCCAAAUUUGGGAAGUGGUCGCCUACCCGGGAGGGACCGUUUGUUGUGCAUCAGGUCUUGAAGGGUGGGGUGUAUCGUGAGGUGGUGCCAAGUGUAGCUAAGACCAUUGAGUGGCAAGUAUUUAAAAAAGUACCACCCAACAAUGUGGGAGGUGACAAAAUGAUCCAAGGCCGAAAGCCGGCCAUAAAAUGA
Telopea speciosissima is the source of this 804-nucleotide messenger RNA. RefSeq lists its product as uncharacterized. Gene Ontology annotation, molecular function: nucleic acid binding. The transcript has a single exon. Bases 1 to 804 code for a protein of 267 amino acids. NCBI's taxonomy places the organism in Eukaryota, Viridiplantae, Streptophyta, Magnoliopsida, Proteales, Proteaceae. Gene Ontology annotation, biological process: DNA integration. The record is from RefSeq and is a predicted model, not a curated record.